UCCCUGGGUCUCUUCCUCAAACAUAGGACACCAAUACCCGUAGUGCUUUGCGCCGUUCAUCCUCCUCUGCCACACGUGUUGUCUUUUAACAUGGCGGCGUCCGGAGGAGCCGUGCUUGUAGAGAAUUCGAGCAGUGAAGAUGAGGAUCAAGAGAAAUUCAAGGAGGCCGCUUGGAGUUUUGGACCUACUGGUACUAAUGGCACCCUGCAGAGUAAUUUAGCUGAUGGAGACGGGAAUGGCAAGCCGAGUCGAAGGGUGCGCGUGUCCCAGCACGACCACGAUGGAAACGAACUUCAGACGACCCCAGAGUUCCGUGCCCACGUUGCAAAGAAAUUGGUAGCAAUGCUGGAUAGUUGUAUUUCAGAGAGUACUAGUCCAAAAACCAUAGACAUGUCCACUGUACCAGCAAGAGGGAAAGACGACAGCAAAGAGGAUGUUGAGGAGGAAGGUUUUAGGCUGUUCUCUACCUCUGUCCCUGGACUAUGUGCCAAACAGCCUUCUCCUCCAGCUCCCCGACGGCCAGUCCCAAGUUCGAGUGACAGUGACAGCGAAAUGGAGAUGCGACUCAGAGAGGCGGCCGUUGCAGUCACAGACCUCCUUCCUCCAUCUCUGCUUCCCAGCAUGCCUCAGUCCCUGUCCUCACCUGUCCCACCCUCUACUGAAAAGAAGAAGAAGAAGAAAAAGAAGAUGGAAAGUGAGGGAGGAGAAAGCAGAGCAGAGGAGGAGGGGGAGAAUGGCAGUUUAGAAACAAAGAAAAAGAAAAAAAGGAAACAGACUCAGGAGAGUGAGAUGAAAGCAAACAGCAAGGACUUCCUUCAUAGCAAAAAGAAGAUGGCGGAACAGGGCAGCACAGAGGACGAGAGCUUCCUCCAAAGAGAUUCAGCCCAGCAGCCAGAGGAAGCCACUGUGAAGAAGAAAAAGAAGAAGAAGAGAAGGAGUGCAGCUGAGGGUGACGGUUGAGGAGCAGGCUACACCUGAAGGACUGCUGUUAGGCUGCUGCACAUGGUGUAUAUACAUAUUGGGCUUUGUUUAUCACUUAAAUGUUUUAACAUUGCACCCAGGCCUUUUUUCCCCCCAUUAAUGUGUUUCUCAUUUGUUUCCUGUUUGAGAAUGGACUACAAAAAUGUUGAGAGUUAAGGGAGUGGGGAAUAAGUGUAAUUUCACUGGCUUUAAGCAGUAGUUCAUGGUGUUUGGGGAAUGUAACCCUCAGUAUCCACUCGUCUGCUUGAGCCAUACAUAACACCAUGUGACAUCUCCCAAAACCUAAUCCUAUAUGAGUGAUCUUGGAACUCACAAGGCCCCAUGAAGUUCAAAGAUACAUUAAUCCUACUGUACAUUUUCCGUCCAAUCUGGAGGGGGGUGUUAUAAUGUACAAGAGCUUCUGAAGGGACAUGGCCAUUUUACAAAAAGCUGUCCCAUUUUGAUCCUGGUUCGUUUGCAAAUUGAAACACUGUGUGUAAUCUAUGAGGGCUUGAGUAUAGAUGUGUGAAGUGGAUACAUUUCAGAAAUGGAAGUAAAUCGCCACUCUUGACUUCCAGAUCCACAUUCAUUGACUGAGACUACUUUGGACCAUUUUGUAAAUAUUAACCUGUUUCUUGUUUUGUUUAUACAAAUGCAGUAGUACCUUGUGGAAACUGUGCUACUGUCUCAGGUCUCUAUGAGGUAUUGACUGUAUGCAAGCAAUUUCAGGAAUAAAACAUUUUUCUAACUUUCUUCAAAA
Conger conger (European conger) is the source of this 1720-nucleotide messenger RNA. It is a transcript of the gene c11h12orf43, whose product is annotated as chromosome 11 C12orf43 homolog. Lineage: Eukaryota; Metazoa; Chordata; Actinopteri; Anguilliformes; Congridae. The record is from RefSeq and is a predicted model, not a curated record. Gene Ontology annotation, biological process: Wnt signaling pathway; Spemann organizer formation; negative regulation of Wnt signaling pathway. The transcript is spliced from 6 exons. Bases 91 to 960 code for a protein of 289 amino acids.